CACGUCACGGACAGACGUGCGCGCGCGGCAUCCUGGGACAUGUAGUCUAGCUUGGCCUUAGACACCCCCUGGGAUGAAUGGGGCCGGGCUGACUGCGAACUACGGCUCCCCGGCCGGCAGCGUCGUGGCGGCCCCCGGGGAGAGCGGCGCUCAGGAACGUUGCCGAUGCUCUGUGCAGCGGCGGGGGCCUCAGGCCGGCUUCCUGGGGCCGAGGAUUAGGCGGCGCGUCUUAGGCGCGCUCGCCCCCUGCCCGCGCAGCGGCCAUGCACCCGGCCUUGGCCGUGAGCCUGGUGUUCGCGGGCUGCUGCAGCAACGUGGUGUUCCUCGAGCUCUUGGCCCGGAAGCAUCCAGGAUGUGGGAACAUUGUGACGUUUGCACAGUUUUUAUUUAUUGCUGUGGAAGGCUUCCUCUUUGAAGCUGAUUUGGGAAGGAAGCCACCAGCUAUCCCACUACGAUACUACACCAUCAUGGUGACCAUGUUCUUCACCGUCAGCGUGGUCAACAACUAUGCCCUCAACCUCAACAUUGCCAUGCCCCUGCAUAUGGUGUUUAGAUCUGGCUCUCUGAUUGCCAAUAUGAUUCUAGGAAUUAUCAUUCUGAAGAAAAGGUACAGUAUUUUCAAAUACACCUCCAUUGCCCUGGUGUCCGUGGGGAUUUUUAUUUGCACAUUCAUGUCAGCAAAGCAGGUGACUUCCCACCAGUCCAGCGUGAGUGAGAAUGAUGGAUUCCAGGCAUUUGCAUGGUGGUUACUAGGUAUCGGUGCACUGACUUUUGCCCUUUUGAUGUCAGCAAGGAUGGGUAUAUUUCAGGAGACCCUCUACAAACAGUUUGGGAAACACUCCAAGGAGGCCUUGUUCUAUAACCAUGCCCUUCCGCUUCCUGGCUUCAUCUUCUUGGCCUCUGAUAUCUAUGACCACGCGGUUCUGUUUAAUAAGUCUGAAUCCUAUCAGAUCCCAGUCGUCGGCGUGACCAUGCCCAUCAUGUGGUUCUACCUCCUCAUGAACGUCAUCACUCAGUACGUGUGCAUCCGGGGCGUGUUCAUCCUCACGACGGAAUGUGCCUCGCUCACGGUCACACUCGUCGUGACUCUGCGCAAGUUUGUGAGCCUCAUCUUUUCCAUCUUGUACUUCCAGAACCCCUUCACCGCCUGGCACUGGCUGGGCACCUCGCUUGUCUUCAUCGGGACCCUGCUGUACACGGAGGUGUGGAACAGUCUGGGGGCCGCAGAGAGUCAGCCCCAGAAAGGCCACAAGGAGAACUGAGGUCUGCCCGGGAGUGUCGCCGUGAGAGGGGUCCUGGUGACGGUCUGGCCACCAGGUCAUCGCGUUCCCCCCAGCACGGGACCAGAGGUCCUCAGGAGACGACGCCUCAGUGUCUCCUGGCCGUACAGACGACAUCCGUAGACUCUGAGUAGAAAUCCGUGAAUCCCAAAGUAGAAAAAAAGGCCAGUUCUGUACUUUUGGACAGCCCUUUCAUUGGUUAUGUCUGUUUUGUUUACAAAAAAAAAAAAUUCAGUGCUAUACUUGUUUAUGGACUUCCACACCCCCAGAGCUACUAGUUUUAUAUGCACAGUCUUGGGACACAGCUACGCCUUCCGUUGCCAUCCUGGUGAUUCCCUGCCGUCAUGAUCAUCGUCAUUGUCAUCCAUGGCUUUUUUCUCCCGACGCAGCCCCGCACAGUCAGUCACGCUGCACACACCAUGGUCAGCGGGGCGAGCUGAGUGCCCGAGCAAGCGGCAGCGCCAGGCCCCCGGCCCGGCCUCCUCCCACGUGUUGGAGAGCAGUGGUGUCCCUGUGAGCCGAGCAGGGGGGCUUCUUUGCCCUGCCCCCAUUUGCUUUAUUUCCCCUGCAGAAAUCAGCUGCCUCUUGCUUUUUGUGCUCGGGGAGUCCUGCAGUGGACAGCGCUCAGAGGAGAGGAGAGUUGUGUACGGAUCGCCAGGGAGAGGCCCCCAGCCUUGCUGUGCAGCUGUUUAGCCUGGGGCUGAGGUGGGGAGGGCAGCGUGGCCCCGGGACAGCUGGCCCUGCUCGGCCCCCCUGUGGGCCCAACCAGGUGCUCCCAGGGCAGCCACGUGGGAGGGUUAGGCUCUGGAAGACUUUGUCACCCAGAGCCCUGACCUGUCAGGCUACUGAAGAGGCUAGGCUGUGCGGUGGGCGGGCAUGCGGGUGUCAAUCAGGUCAAAUCCCAAGGACGCCGAGAGGCACUCUCUUGUUUAAGGUCCUUUAUAUGGUCACUGGGUGUUGGGGGAAGGGUUUGCUGUUAGGAGAAACCUACCUGCCUGCCUGCCUCCCUCUCUCUCUCUCUCUCUCUCUCUCUCUCUCUCUCGUUGAUCAUUUCAGGGGCCUGGUUUCCUCCCAGCGAGGGAUCCUGGGAGCGGAAUGCCGUCAGCACAGUGCAGGAAGUCAGUGAGUCAGUGUUCUCGCAUCUCCCCUUUCUUCUCCUACCCCAGACCUUUGUUAACCUCAGCCAAGCGCAUCCUCUCCCGGAAGCACCGGAAGCAGCUAGGCCUCCUAGCGUUCACCUGCAGACAAAGGCCUUGCGUUUCCGGCCGGGUGCAGGCUGUGUUCUGAGAUCCGGAUGCUUGCUGGGUGGCCUGGGGGUCGCCUGGGUGUGUAUCCCACUGACUGGAGCCUUGCUCUGUGGGCUGAGAAGCUGUGGCAGCAGGCGAGGGGCCCAGCCCUGCCGCAGGUGUGUCUCUGUUACAUAAAAUGUGGGUGCUGUUUCUGCACCCCGCUCCCUGGGCUGGCAGGCCUGUUUGUCCUGGACAUUGAGCACUCGCCAGGGCCACUGGCGGUCUCUCCUCGAAUGCAGGAUAGGUGGGAGUCCAUCUCCUGGAAUCAAACCUCCUCACUUUGAGCUACGUGUGGGUCCCUCCUCAGACAUGGUGUCGCGAAUGCCAAGUGCUGAACCCCCUCCCAUAGGCAGCGGUCACAGAGGAGCCCGGGAACCCCCUCCUGUAGGCAGCAGUCACAGAGGAGCCCGCCCCGAGCGGCUGGCUGACUGCUGUGCAGCUCCAGUCACCCUUUCCGUGUUAAAGCGGAGAAUUGGGUUUUUUGCUUGAGACAGGUGAAUGCACACAGACAGCAUUUAACUGGGCCCGUGAGGCUUUAGGUGCUGGAUUUAGAGCUUGUCAGUGGGACUCUGCACUUUGUAACAGAGGGAACAUGUGUGGACAGGAGAGACAGUCCAGCUGCUGUGGGACAGGUGCCUGCGCGGCCCUGGCACUGGCUAGAUAGAAGGGAGUAUGCCUGGCACCAGUUACUAUAUUUCUCUUAACCAUUUAUCACACACACACAUGCCCACAUUCCCUUUGGCUAACUGAUUUUUAAAGGCAAGUUGAAAUUGUUUUCGGCCUUUCUUCAAAGGGCAAAUAAGUCAUUUGUGAGAGGACCAUUCUCACCUGCAGGAGAAAUGUCUACGAGUGGCUCCUCCUCUUUGCCUGGGUCAGGACCAUGUGCUUUGUGCUGCAGAGACACAGCAGAGGGUUUGCUUACAAAAGAGUGUGGUGGUUGAGAUGCCCAACACUCCUCUCCGGAGCAAAGAUCAAAUGGCAAAGGACAGGCCCUGGCCAGGAAGUGCAAGGCGCGUGCCACUCUGUGUGCGCUCAACAGCUUGGCUAAGCGACCGGGGAGGUGGCAGGAGAAGACGGCGGAUGUCUGAAUCCACGUGUCCUUACUGAAAUUCUGUUGGCACGUUAUAAGUGAUUUUUCAUUUUUUUUAACCAAUAAUUCUUUCUUGGAGGCUUAUUUUUCAUCCAGCCAGAACACCCGUUAGGCACUGGCUGAGCUGAUACCAAGUUCUGUAGAUGUGGACACAUUUCAGAGAGCUGUUUCCCUCUAACCGCCCAGCUAGCCAGAGGAAAUGCUGCAGCAUUUGGAAUCGGUCAGUGCUGUAAGCUGAGUUGGUGGGUGCCAACCCAUAACAGACCUCUUGUGUUUCCCGGAUACUUGUAAAGGACCAACUUAGGUCAUGGCCUGAGCGCCUCUCCUCUCUGAUGCCCUUACUUCCUUCUCCCCCUCCUCCUCACCCCUACUGACCUUCCAUUGGCUUCCCUGCACCUGCGUUUGUUCCUGAGCAGGACCUGUAAUUAACCUUGGACCUGUGUCUGCCUCUGUUCUUUGGGGCGCCUGGGUGUUUUUGUAGAUUUUUAUAGGGUAUUUAUAUCUGUGCACCAUGUAUUUUGUUACAAAUUCUUAUAAACGUUGCUGUUAGAAGCUGUUAGAAGCAUGCAACUCCGCGGGUAAGAGUAGGGGGCAGUGUGUGAGUGGGUGCGUGUGAGCAGGAAGAAAUGCUGCCUGUUCCGGUGCAGCUCCAAGUGGGGGCUGCGUGUGUGUGCCGCCAUUUCCCUCUGUAUUUGGAAAAGAGUUUGUUUAUUUUGCUGUUUUUACCCUACCUCUGGCUGGCUUCAUUCCGUGGUGCCAGAUACUUAUGGAGAGAGUGGAGACAGGAAGGAAAAAAACAUCAGGUCAGAAAGAAUUCUAAACUGGCGAGUCCGCCCUGUGCCCGCUGGCGACAAUGACCGCAGCAGGCACACAAAUACACCUGGAGAAGAACCACGUUGCAGAGAGCUGACGCCAAGACCCUACAUCUGCUGUGUUUUGUUUCUCUUUGACUCGAAAUAGAAUUCUGAGUAAUUUUGACCUUAGCAGAUAGCUAAAGCAUGUUGGUCUUUGUCCUGAAGAGAACUGUGAUGGAAUCCUGGAUGUGACUUCUGAAAGUGAGUGCAAACACCGUGUGCAAAUAAAGGUCCCAGCGGGGCGGUGGAGACGCCCCUCUCUGUGCUCUGUCUCCUGCAGCCUGCUCACAACACACAUUCCAGGGGCUGCAGGGGACAGCGCUCCCAGCCUGCUCCUUUCUGGGUUGCCAGCCCUUGGCACAGUGUCUGAUUUAUCUUAUAUGAAUAAACAAAUGCUUGACCAAGA
Messenger RNA from Oryctolagus cuniculus (rabbit), 4919 nucleotides. It is a transcript of the gene SLC35B4, whose product is annotated as solute carrier family 35 member B4. Gene Ontology annotation, biological process: UDP-N-acetylglucosamine transmembrane transport. Gene Ontology annotation, molecular function: UDP-N-acetylglucosamine transmembrane transporter activity; UDP-xylose transmembrane transporter activity. Gene Ontology annotation, cellular component: Golgi membrane; endoplasmic reticulum membrane. The record is from RefSeq and is a predicted model, not a curated record. NCBI's taxonomy places the organism in Eukaryota, Metazoa, Chordata, Mammalia, Lagomorpha, Leporidae.